Messenger RNA from Nerophis ophidion (straightnose pipefish), 2425 nucleotides. RefSeq names its product nucleoporin NUP42-like. The record is from RefSeq and is a predicted model, not a curated record. The transcript is spliced from 8 exons. The coding region runs from base 1533 to 2264 and encodes 243 amino acids. Lineage: Eukaryota; Metazoa; Chordata; Actinopteri; Syngnathiformes; Syngnathidae. Gene Ontology annotation, molecular function: nuclear export signal receptor activity. Gene Ontology annotation, cellular component: nuclear envelope.
UUGUUAUUCUUCCCAGCAGAGUGUUAGCAGGGCAUUUGGUGUGGGCAGCAUGCAGGAUGUCUUAUUUUGAAAGGAGCAACAAAGUCCUACAUGACCAAUGAAAGCCAUGUUUAACACUCUGUCUGCUGCGUUUAAAUGGGCGCUACACUUCAUUUACUUUCCGUAACCUGUAUAAUAACCAAUCUGUACCGCCAUUGUUAUUGUAAGAGCGAACACUGGCAUAUUUUUUUUGGCAUAGUAACACAUCGCGUUGUUCACAGAGACACUCACACUGCUACGGCAUUAACAAGAGGCAAGCUAGCUUCUGCGUCAGCAGCUGAAUUGCUUUUGAGUUUGUAAUGCACAACACAAUGUGAUAGGACACAUACAAGUUGUUUUUCUGAUGAUUUUCAUAUUGUUAUAUGACACCUAAAAUUAAAAGUUUUUUUUUUUAAUCUUGUUUUUUUUAAUUCUCAUUUUCAUAUAUCAAAUUUAAUGACCGAAGACAUGCUAAUCAAGUAAAGUUAAUUGUAUUUCUCUAGCUGCCAUUUCAGAAUCAGCAUUAUUGGCCACAAGAAAUUUGACUUGGUAGACUGCUCUCCGUGUUUAAUGGAACAAUUGGUAUUACAAGUUAACGAAAAUAUAGUCAAUGACUCAGAUACUUAACAUGUGAGAGGCUAAUAAUUAACAAAAUAAGUUAUCUUAAGGCACUCUACACAUACAACAGGUCCAGAACUCGUCUCCUCGUACAUAAAAAGAACCAACUAAAGCAUUUAGGCUGCGUUCACACCGGGUUCAAUGUCCAAUUUACCUUUUUUUGGUUCAAAUCCAGUCUUUUUAGUGGCCGUUCACAUUACAAAAAAUUUGAUUUUCAAUGUGAAUGCAAACUGACCCGCUUGCAGACAUGACGUAGCGAGCGCUUCAGUGUUUACAGAACUAAAAUUGGCUUCAGCUCUAGUUGGUCUCAGUACUGGCACAUUUGUGACAAUUUCAAGGGUUUUUUGUGAUCAAAUUCAACGUCUUCUGAACCAAAAUUAUUGCGCAUGUGAGAAUAAGAAAGAAGAGAAGAAGUACUUUGGCUCCCGCAGUUCUACUGGAUAAUUUGCUUCAAUGUCUGCUUGAAGACCUGAGCGUGGGGGCGUUCACACUGAGGACACAUCGCAUUUAUAUCCACAUACGAAAGAGGCCUGGGUCAAAUAUGAAGUAUUUGGAAUUGCACUGUUUACACUGACAUUAAAAAUUCUGAUACAGACCAAGACGGAGGCGAGGGAAAACUCCCUCAAACAGAACCCAGGCUGUCUAGACUGUUUUGAUAAAAACGCUCCAAUGUCACUUCUGUGUGUGUGUUUCAGGGCAUAGAAACAAGGUUCCGGUGAAUCCCUCUCACCAAAAAGGAGGACAUAGCCAGCAAGUGUCCUCCCGUUGUUUCGACCGUGGGCAUCAACCGCGGGGACGAUGAACGGGGUGGAAGAGGAGGAAAAGGAGACAGAGGACCAGCACCGGGUGAAGAAGAUGAAGAGCAAAAACUGGAGAUCAUUCGGACUCAGAGUGACAUGAUGGUUUGGGAGAGCUCAGACCAGUCAAGCUUUUCCUGUUCUAGCGGCUCCAAGGCACUGUUUUCUGGGUUUGCAGACAUAUCUCCAGAAGAGCAGAGGUUUGAAUAUUACUCCACCAAGAGUUACCUCGAUGGCAUCAGCUGGUUGCUCAUUCAGUGGGGAGACCGAAUGAAUCAAUCUACUCGUGCAGCUUUGAUUGCAGAACUAAGAUAUCCAGCGCCUCGGACCUCGUCAAGUGGCUUUGGCUCAGCACCUGCUGGAUGUGGCAAUAAAGGGUUUGAGGCCGAACCACCAGCCCAAGCAACUAAUAUCAGUUUAGCUUCUCCAGCGAGUGGAUUAGGCUCUCCACUGGCCCCAACAUCUCCUCCAGGUUUCAGCGGCGCCAUCCCAGCUGUGACACAACCGCCCUCCGGGUCUGACGCCACGCCGUCUACAAGUUCCGAUGCCCCUCCGGGUUCCCCCUUCCCCCGCUCGUCUGGCGAAAAACUUGCGGCUCCAUCUUCGGGGACAGGUUCCUCCUCCGCAGCCGAGACCAACAAAGCGAUGGAGAAGUCCGGCGCACCUGCAGGAAGUUUGCCAGGACAGGUGCGUGCGGUGGAAACCUCAGGCGGUCUUUACUCCCUUGACAGCGAGCUAACCCAGGAGGAGCUGGAUCAGUUCAAAGCACAAAUGUUCACUUUGGGUCUGAUUCCUCUGAAGCUGCCUCCUGCUGCAAUGCUUGCCAUUUAAUGCUUAAAUGUAUUUAUUUAUUUUUCAUAAACAGUUUUUAUUCAUUCAAGUUGAUGCACAUAUAGAAAUAUUUAUAACAAACCCCUCACUCCCCACACUCCAAACAGUCCUUGGACAAAUUAAAUGCACAUUAAAAAAAUAAAAAGUGAAUAAAAAAACUA